AACGCGUAUUUCAAAGAAGACAUUUCUUCUUCAACGAAGAAGAUUCUGACAAAGCGGCUCAGGUCCAAAUUUAAAAAUUACAAAGAGCCUUACAACCAACGAUGUAUGCAAGGACUAACACCGGCAGCUCACAUGGAGAGUUUCCUGACAGAAAUGGAGUGAAUUACGUGACGUCGACAGAGUCUUUCGGCCACUGCUCGCAAUUGUUCUGGAAAAAGGAUCCACACGACUCGAGUUCAACCAUCAACUGGUGUGAUCAGCUCCCUUCAUCAUCAGCUGCGAUCUCAAGUUCCAGUCUAUCUUCCACCUCUCUGUCCAGUUCCAGUCUCUCCUUAGAAUCCAGAACACCGGUACCAACAACAUCCACGUCAGAUGACAUGGAUUCAGAUGAGCGGCCAUAUGUCUGUGACCUUUGUAGCUGUGCAUACAAACAUGCCAGCUCCUUGCUCAACCACAAGCUCACUCACAAGACUGGAGACUUCAGAUGUGACUUUUGCAGCAAACCCUACACCAACUACAUGUCUUUGCGUAACCAUAUGCGAAUCCAUGGUCAGAAGCGCUACAUGUGUGAUCGUUGUGGGAAGGCCUUUCGAUUGGCACGGUAUCUUCGCAACCACCAAAGGAUCCAUGAUGAUGGGCCAAACCGCUUUGACUGUCCUUCCUGCUCCAAGAGUUACAGGACAAUGCUAGAGCUGGCUCAACACCGUUGUAGUGCUGCAACACCCAGCCAGUCUGGCAGUCGUCGUUCAAAUUUCUCUGCCACACCUCGCCGUCAGCAGCGGCAACAGCACCAGAACAAUGCUUCCUCCAUAAUGCAAUCUCAACAUGGAGGACACAAUCAACAGGAACCUCUGCCCUCACACUGCGUUUCACCGAUUUCCCAGGGAGGCCAGGGUGGUGGUUUGGCCAGCCAGUCUGUCGCUGACCCCCACCAGAUGUCCUCUAUGUACUGGCCCAAGUCAAGGCCACAUCGAACACAAACCUGGCAGUGGAUUUGGAACAAUUGUAUGCAUUAUACAGAAAUGUGCAAGCUGUUCCUUUUCCAGAACAUGGGACAGUCAACCAAUGAUGAAUAAAAUGACAGUUGGCAACCUAAUGUUGUCGGCAGCUAUCGUUUAUUCAGGUUGUCAGAUAAGCCGUAUUUUAUGUAUGCUGCAAAUAAUGAACGCUUCAUUAAUUAGCAGGCAAACAUCAGCGUCACCAAUUUUUUUUAUAUUUUACCUACAAUUAUAAUUGGAUGGAGAGAAAAACAAGCAGCGCUAAUUCAGGAAAUCAGACAAAUCCCUCAUGGAAUCCACCUUGCAGGAGACUGCAGAAAUGACAGUGCUGGUCACUCAGCUAAGUAUGGCUCUUAUACUUUAAUUGAACUAAAAAAGUUGUCAAAAAUGAAGUACAGAGCAAUGAAGCUGGAAACAGCAAUGGUUGUGAACUACUGGGCUUUAAGAGAUGUUCGUAUUUGACAGAAACUGAAGACCUGACCAUCAAAAGCAUGGUCACAGAGAGAGAGACACAAGUCAGGAGCAGCCUUUAUUCGAGACGAUUUAAAAGUAACCCACGUUGCUCAGAGUUAAAAUAUUAUAAUGAUGUGUGGCAUCCCGCCAAAGGUCCUGAUAAACUUACCAAGAUUGGAUAUUUGUCCACUAAGGUGAUGCUCUGGAAAAAAUCUGUCAUAAAUCAUAUGUAUUAUGUAGCAGGCACAGCACCUGCAGAAAACAGGAAGGAUUGCCUAAAAGACACGUGGCUGUCCUUGGAUAAUCACAUUCAUGAUCAACAUGAACACAAUUCCAAGAUAUAUACAUAUUGUGAUCCUGUCCAUUUGAUUUAUGAGCGCAACAAAGAGUGGCUUGUUUGUGGGACCAUGGUCAGUAUAAAACCUACAGAUGUCAUCAUAUCUCCCCGUACCUGCGUGCGUCUUCUGUGGGAUCUUGAGUUUCCUCCCACAUCCCAAAAAACAUGCAACAUUAAUUAGACACUCUAAAUUUUCCCUCGCUGUGAUUGUGAGUGUGACUCUUGUCUGUCUUCGUGUACCCUGCGAUUGGCUGCCACCAUUUCCUUCUGCCUGAUGACAGCAGGGAUAUGCUCCAGUACUCCCCUGGCCUUGUGAGGAUAAGCGAUGAAGAAAAUGAAUGAAUCUAAAUGGCAAAAAGCUAGGCUAAUUAGGAGAAUUGUUAAUUUUUUUAAAAAAUAGCUCUUACUUGCAUUGUGGAAAAUCCAGUCGGUCCUGAUACUGUUGCCUGAAUUGUAAGUACGCAACAUCCAGUACCCACGAGUUCAGACAGUUGGCAAGAAAUCCUGGGUGCUCCGUCAUACACUAUAGAUGGUCUGGAUAAUCUACCGUUUUCUGAUGAAAAUGUUGACUCUGUUGGCAACAAAAACUCUGUUCUGUUGUUUGCAUGGGUAUGCAGCAUUUAUAUGCACACCUGUGGAUAUAAUCAAAGAAUAAUAAAAAAUCUGUUCACAUUCACAAACUUCUACAGGCUCAAACACCCAUAUCAGUCCAGUAAGCAGAACCGUCCAUCUCUUUUACAUUAGUAUUUUAAGCGUUUAGUGCCCGAACAAAAUCACAAGACACUGGUUUACAGCUUUCAGUGUUAAGUUUUGCGGUUUUGCUCGUGACAUCUUGGGAAAAUUGUAACGAAAACGGGAUUUGAACGGGUCUGGGUACUGUCUGGUUAGGGCAUCAGUUUAGAACGUGAAAUUAUAUUUAUGGUGAAGCAAGUUAUGACCAGCUAUUGUGCUAAAAUUAACUUAGCAACAUUUUAAACGGAUUUCGUUCAUUAAAAUCCUUAUUUGUGAAAACAUAUCAUUUUAGACUGUGGGCUACGUUAUCAUUGUCUGUGUGUUUUGGUGCAAUAAUAAACGAGCCUUGUACACGCAAAUUAGGGACAUGCAUCGUACUCCUGAUAGUUUCUCAUACAAGCACAGGCAGAUCCAUCGCGCUGUACAAUGAACAGCCGGGUGGUUGCGUACCUAUUUACUAAAUACACAGCGUUUUUCAAACAUGGUAAGUCAGUUCUCAAAAUAUUAAAGGCAACUCUUUAUACUAUCAGUAGCACUAGAUCUAUAUCUAAGCUAGUGAGUAAUCUGGUCGAGUGUAUCAAUACAAUGCGACGUAACAAGUUUGAGACUUAAAUGUUAUUAGUAAUUACUACAGAUCAACUUCUUUAACACGUUUUGCUGUACGGUAUAGGAAUUCCA
This is a messenger RNA of Syngnathoides biaculeatus (alligator pipefish), 3198 nucleotides long. RefSeq names its product zinc finger protein 646-like. The transcript has 5 exons. The coding region runs from base 102 to 1076 and encodes 324 amino acids. Gene Ontology annotation, biological process: regulation of DNA-templated transcription. The record is from RefSeq and is a predicted model, not a curated record. NCBI's taxonomy places the organism in Eukaryota, Metazoa, Chordata, Actinopteri, Syngnathiformes, Syngnathidae. Gene Ontology annotation, molecular function: DNA-binding transcription factor activity, RNA polymerase II-specific; RNA polymerase II cis-regulatory region sequence-specific DNA binding.